Molecule: messenger RNA, 1515 nt
Organism: Sinocyclocheilus anshuiensis
Lineage: Eukaryota; Metazoa; Chordata; Actinopteri; Cypriniformes; Cyprinidae
Gene: stpg2
Product: sperm-tail PG-rich repeat containing 2
Exons: 12
Coding region: 1-1410 (469 amino acids)
Source: RefSeq, a predicted model, not a curated record
AUGUAUGACCGAGCUCCCAGGUUCACACAUUUAAGCGGCACCACGACUGAAAUUGGACCAGGGUCGUAUAAUAUCAGCGGUUCUCUGAGCACGGCGAGGUUGCUGCUAAAUCAUGAUGCUCCGGCCAUCCCGUCUCCCGGACAGGCAUUUGGAUAUGAAGAGGAUGCUCAAGGUGUCCUGCACCGACACAAACCCCCCACCAGAGACCAGACCCUCGGCCCGGCCUUCUACAGUCCCGUACCGCAGGAGCUGUUGUCCUCUCAGAAGUAUCAAGGUGUGCAUUUCGGGAAGAUGUCAGGACGGAGAGAGCAGGUAAAGGGUGGAGACAGACCUGGACCAGGACAGUAUGAUCUACAAGAGGAUCACACUGUCCUCUAUGAGAAUGUGAAUCUCAGGCGAGAGCAGAGAGGCCAUUCAGAGCUGGUCAUCCCUCGAUACCAUGAGCUGGUGGCUCUACAGGAGGAGAAGAAGGGUGUUCCAGGACCAGGGCAAUACUACAUAAAGAGUCAGUUUGAGACGCCCUGUAACCCACACGCUCCUGGGUUGAGUCCACCCUUCCUGUCUCAAGCUCAGAGGUUCAGUCCAGUCAAGGAUGAGACGCCCCCUGUAGGUGCGUAUGAUGACCCGCGCUGUGCUCUGGAGAUCCUGAAGAAAGGCAGAGGGGUGAAGAAGAAUGCUUUCGGCCUGACAGCUGUACGCUUCCUGCCAGAAAACAGAUCGAAAGCUACGCCAGGUCCCGGUGCCUAUAAUGUGUUUGAGUAUGGCCUGGCUUAUGAGAGUUUGAAGAAAGCCUGUCUGGAGAGCACAAGGAAGGGUGCCUUCGGCUCUACUGCACCGCGCCGGCUUUUCCUCCCCAGCAAAGAGGAAAUGAGACGCCCAGGGCCGACUCAGUACAAGGUGGAGAAAACAACUGAAGCGUUAUAUAAGAAACAGAGUACAGCUGCUUUUAAAUCUGCCACUGACAGACUUGUGGGUUCACUGUUCACCAAAAAUACACCUCUGCCAGGCUCAUAUAAUGUGAGCAAAUCGUUUGAGAAGAUACACGGCCUCCAACACUACAGCAAGCCGCGGAACGAGAAAGCACACAAGCGACAGAGCUGCUUCCUGUCUGCCGCCCCCAGAGACCCCGCCUUCCUCCAUUACGACCCUGAAACCCCAGGUCCGGCUCAAUAUAGUCCAGAUGUUCAAUUCAGCCCAAAACUUGCACUGAUUGUCUCAAAAGAAGAUCGCUUCAAAAGCCCUAAAGACAAGACCCCAGGACCCGGAGCAUAUGAGUUGAGUCCGGUCAUCAUGGACACGGUUCUGAAAGGCACCUUCAACGUAACGCUCCAUGAUCCUUUGGUGUCCAGCAUGAGAUCUUUAUCUUCACGCAGGUCUUUGAGAAAACCCUCUGCUCACAGCAGUGCCUAGCUCAGGUCAAAGGUCACACACUUCCAAAAAGACCUCGGCUAAGCCUCUCCUAUUAAACACAUGCUUCCCAGGAGUUCCUGUCACACACACACACACCUCUUUAUG